AUGCAGUGCGAGAACGAACGAGAAAGCGGUGGAUCGGACGACGCUGCUGCUGUGGCGCAGUCAUUUCAGGCAAAGCGAACCAACGCGAGCACCAAGAGGACAUAUCAAUCAAAGAUCAACAUCAUGAAGACGUGGCUUACAGAGCGCUAUCCAAGCACAGUAGCCUCGGACACAUUGGUAGUUCCUCUCCCAAAAGAAGCCAUUCUCGGUUUCUUCGGUCAUAUUUGCAGGCCAGCUCACGUUUGCGAUCGAGAUAACGUGGACUCCAAGGACAUGCCACACCCACCGCUCUCUGCGUCUUGCGUUUGGGGAUACCGUAGCGCUUUAGUCGACCUGUAUCACAACAAGUUGUUGGAGAUAGGCAAGUUAGUGGAUACAGAGCUGAGACGGGUACUAGAUGGAUACGAGAAGGUGAUUAACAAUUUGAAGAAGCGUGGACUGAUGAAUAUUAGGGAAGGCAAGCACCAGUUGAAGGCUAGUGGGUAUGAGAUGCUAGCUUUAAAACUGAUGACGAUAGUACCAGAAAAACGAGGACAGUCUUGGGCUACUGUACAGUUUGGAUGGAGUUACUUUGUGAUCAUGUGGAAUUUAAUGAGUAGAUCGGACUCUGUUGCCACGAUUAUGCUGCAGCAUAUUGAGUGGACUGAUGAUUGCCUUGUCAUCGAAGAGCAAGGUCAUAAAGGCGACCAGACCGGCGCAGAAAAGUUCGGAAAGCAUGUCUACGCUAAUCCGUACGAGCCGUCACAGUGUGCUAUCCUGUCACUUGCUGUGCACUUGUUCUGCUGUCCAGAGAGACUUGUGGGUGGGAAGCAACAACUAUUCAUUGGUGAUGACAAUAAAAACCGGUUUGGACGCAUGUUACGGCGCGUGAUUAGUGGACUAACAGAUGACGAGAUUGACAUCCUGAGCUGUAAACCGACAGAUAUUGGUACGCACAGCCUGCGUAAGGGUAGCAGUUCAUAUGCACUUAGGCAGGUGAACGGACCCACUCCAGUCUCUGUAUACCUACGAAUGGGCCAAAGUUUAGGAAAACUUAAGGACCGGUAUAUUCAUUUUGGUGAAGGAGCGGAUCAGUUGUGUGGCAGAAUGAUCGCUGGACUUCCAUUCAAUUCCGAACGGUUCGCUGUACUGCCGCCACACUUUCCCCCGACAGUCACAGAUCAAAUGACAAGCGAGUACUGGAAUGAUCUCGUAAGUGGCUUUGCUAAUUAUUCACGUGGUAUCAGAUCUGCAUUUCCAUUUUUCCUCGCUUCAAUAGUGUAUCACGAGCAAUUUCUACGUGACACACUGAGUCCAGGACAUCCGAUUUUCAAAGCAAGAGUUUUCUCGUCAAACGAAUUAUUAAACCUUCAACGAGCGUCAGUCGUGUUGUCGUUAGGCACAUCUCCAGUUUGUGGAAUUAAAGCAACGGACAUACCUGCCCAUCUUGCUGUUGCAAAGGAGGUGAAAGACCUGCGUGAAGAGGUGUCCAAGCUCAACAAUGAGCUUGUAUUGCUCAGACAGGAUAUGAACACUAAACUACCUGAUAAUGUCGCGGACAAGGUUGUUGCCGACCUGAUGCAGAAAUUUGUUGUCAACGGGGUCGCUCCUGUGUCUCUCCAGGAUCUAGCAAACCUUCGAGUUGAUCUUGCAGCAGAGAUUCACAGAGCCAUCGGCACGAUUCAAGUACCACAGGGUAUUGCGACGCAGCCACCACGUGAGGUGCUGACGUCGGCUUGGCAGCGCUGGGAAUGGGGUGACGGGAAGCUCGCACAUGCUGUGCCGAAGGGGUGGGAAUUUCCUGCCCACACGAGUGUGAAGCAGCUUUGGAACUUGUGGUUUUUUGGCAAUAAGGAUAGUGGUAUCAGACCAUAUAAAUUGCUCAGCAAGCAGCACGAUAUCAAGCGAUCUCAUCAGAUGCGUCACUCGCGUGCUCGUAAAGUUAUGGAGUACAUCGUGCAGCUUACAAAACCUCCUGGCGCACUACCAGGAGAAGUGACGGACAUCUCGUCGUUGCAACUCGCAGCAGCAGAUAAAGUCUUCGGCGUUGUCUUCCAUACGCUGCUCUCACAGUUAUAUUGUAAUAUGCCAAAACGACCAGAAGAGCUCACUUACGGCACCAUUUAUAAUCGAUUGUGCAAGCACUUACAAACGCAACAACGCGAGCUAGUUCAGCAACAAACUAACUGA
Molecule: messenger RNA, 2169 nt
Organism: Phytophthora nicotianae INRA-310
Lineage: Eukaryota; Oomycota; Peronosporomycetes; Peronosporales; Peronosporaceae
Exons: 1
Coding region: 1-2169 (722 amino acids)
Molecular function (GO): DNA binding
Source: RefSeq, a predicted model, not a curated record